AUGUCCUGCCAGCAGAACCAGCAGCAGUGCCAGCCCCCACCCAAGUGCCCCUCACCCAAGUGUCCCCCAAAGAGCCCAGCACAGUGCCUGCCUACUGCCUCCUCUGGCUGUGCUCCAAGUCAUGGGGGCUGUGGCCCCAGCUCCGAGGGCGGCUGCUGCCUGAGCCACCACAGGCCUCGCAGGUCCCACCAUUGCCGGCUCCGGAACUCCGACUCUUGUGGCGGGGGCAAUGGUCAGCAAGGAGGGGACUCUGGCUGCGGGCACAGCUCUGGGGGCUGCUGCUAA
Molecule: messenger RNA, 285 nt
Organism: Carlito syrichta (Philippine tarsier)
Lineage: Eukaryota; Metazoa; Chordata; Mammalia; Primates; Tarsiidae
Product: late cornified envelope protein 3D-like
Exons: 1
Coding region: 1-285 (94 amino acids)
Biological process (GO): epidermis development
Source: RefSeq, a predicted model, not a curated record